Molecule: messenger RNA, 1800 nt
Organism: Cutaneotrichosporon cavernicola
Lineage: Eukaryota; Fungi; Basidiomycota; Tremellomycetes; Trichosporonales; Trichosporonaceae
Exons: 3
Coding region: 1-1800 (599 amino acids)
Biological process (GO): phenol-containing compound metabolic process
Molecular function (GO): N-acetylglucosamine-6-sulfatase activity; arylsulfatase activity; glycosaminoglycan binding
Source: RefSeq, a predicted model, not a curated record
AUGCUUAUUCGCACUGUCCUUCUCUGCCUACUCAGCCUCGUCGCCGCUGGCGGCGAUGGUAAUGGCAACGGCAAUGGCAAAUCCAACGGCAACGGCAAAUCCAACGGCAAGGGCCAUGGCAAGCAACCCGGACGCAAGCCCAACAUUGUGCUCAUCAUCACCGAUGACCAGGACGCGGGCACGCACACGCGCGAGAUUAUGCCGCGCCUUUUCGACCGCCUCGUCGACAAUGGCGUCAACUAUGAAAACUUCUUCACUCCCGUGUCGCUCUGUUGCCCGUCGCGCGUGUCUCUGCUGCGUACCCAGGCGGCACACAACCACAACAUUACCAACGUUGAGCUCCCCCACGGCGGAUGGGUCAAGUUCAACAACGCCGGGUAUGUCAACCACACGAUGCCCGACUUUUUGCAGGCCGCAGGCUACAACACGUACUAUGUGGGCAAGUACAUGAACGACCAGACGGAUAAGAACUGCGUCGACCUUCCCGUGUCUGGGUUCAACGCCUCGGACAUGCUGGUCGACCCGUAUACAUACGACUACUGGAAGCCCGGAUUUAGCGUGAACAAUGGUCCGGUUGAGAUUCACGAGAACACGUAUUCCAACGACAUUGUGGCGCAGAAGGGCCUCGCUCAUCUCGACUCGGCGCUGGCCUCGGACCGGCCCUUCUUCGUUGGCUUUGCGCCGAUCGGACCCCAUAGCUACAUGAACAGCACUCUUAGAUUGAGCGGCUCAGGCAGACUGUAUAUGGACACGCCGGAGUGGCCAGAACGCCACGACCACAUGUUCAAGGACGCCAAGCUGGAGCGCACCGAGAGCUUCAACCCCGACGAGCCGAUGGGUGUGAGCUGGGUCAAGACGUUGCCCAAGCUCAACGAGUCCAAUGUCGAGUACCUCGACGAGUUUUACCGCGGUCGUCUGCGUAGCUUGCAGAGUGUCGACGAGAUGGUCGGGCAGAUCUUUGACAAGCUCGAGGCUGCCGGCGCCCUCGACAACACGUACGUCAUCUACACAGCGGACAACGGUUUCGCUCUAGGCACCCACCGUCGCCAGCCUGGUAAGACCCUUGCAUUCGAAGAGGACAUCAAGGUACCACUCGCGAUCCGUGGGCCUGGUAUGCCCAAGGGCAUCACGGACAAGGUCAGCAGUUACGGAAUCGUUGACCUGUCCCGCACGUUCCUGGACAUUGCCGGUGCCAAACCCGACUACGAGAACGACGGGACCAAGAUCAACCUCCACCUCGGUGAGGGCAAGCUGGCCGACAAGCAGUACAGCAAACACCGACACAGCCUGACCGAGUUCUGGGUCCGUGGUAUCGAGGAGGGCAAGUUUGUCGACGCCAGUUACCGCGAAAACAACACCUACCGCACCUUGCGCGUACAUGACCAAGUCGACGGCAAACCAGUCACCUACAGCUACCACGUGUGGUGCACUGGCGAGCGCGAGCUGUACAACCUCGUCUCGGACCCGUACCAGGUUCGCAACAUUCUUGCGCCUCUCAACGAGCUUGGCAAGUUUCCCGCCUUUGAUGCCGGAGACGUCCUGGAUGCCCAGACUCAGCGCGUUCUGCACCGCCUCGACGCACUCACCCUCGUCCUCAAGACUUGCAAGGGCCAGAGCUGUGUCGAGCCGUACACCACCCUUUUCCCGUCCGGUAAGGUCAAUACACUCAAGGACGCCAUGAACCGCAGGUACGACGAGUACUUCGCCGCCCUGCCCAAGGUCCACUUUGACUUCUGCAUGCUCGGGUACCAGAGCCGGCUUGAGCAGCCGGAGUGGAAGGACGAGUUGGCCUUCAAGUAG